Onychostoma macrolepis is the source of this 6653-nucleotide messenger RNA. RefSeq names its product membrane integral NOTCH2 associated receptor 1 (gene minar1). NCBI's taxonomy places the organism in Eukaryota, Metazoa, Chordata, Actinopteri, Cypriniformes, Cyprinidae. Bases 401 to 3100 code for a protein of 899 amino acids. The transcript has 5 exons. Gene Ontology annotation, cellular component: plasma membrane. The record is from RefSeq and is a predicted model, not a curated record. Gene Ontology annotation, biological process: negative regulation of TOR signaling; negative regulation of cell population proliferation.
CGCGAUGGUCUUAAGGUGAAAUUACGUCAUUCUAGGUGGAAACAAAGACGAGUUGAGCUCUCCGAGCUCCAUCAGAUGGAGAGAGAGCAGCUCCCUCACCAAACUCCCCCUGCAAUCCGGAUGGGAUACAGAUGAAGAGAGGCCAUUCCAUAGCAUCCCCAAUCGUCAGGUGGACGCGGGGAUUUAUGAUGCUGAUGCUGUGCUGUGCCGUGCAACUGCAAAGAAAUGUCUGUGGGUUAAUAAUGCACUUCUGAAUUAAAACAUCGCUGUCCAGUUUUUUCCGCUGUCGAUCCAGAGGACAGCAGAUGGGACCGCUGAAUAGAUCGGAGGGACCGAAUGCACAGUGGGGUACAAAUCCAUAGGCUGUCCUUUCCUCACAAAAUCAAGAAUCAAAACAGCAAUGGAUGCCAUGCCAGAGUAUUCCCUCUUCCUUGUGAGGAUUUUGGAGGAAUUGGAUACUAAGUAUAGCACCGUUUCAUACCAAGACCUUUGCAAGUCCCUGUGUGCCAGGUUUGACUUGGUCCAUUUGGCUAAGCUGAGGAGUCUGCUGUUCUACACAGCAUGCUUGGAUCCAGCUUUCCCCGCAACCUUAUUCAAAGACAAGAUGAGGUGCUCGGUGGAGGACCAACAGUCCAAGAAGCUCAUGGUGGCGGCGGACAUUGUCACUAUGUUUAAUCUCAUCCAGAUGAAUGGAGGUAUGGCCAAAGACAAGCUGCCAAUGGGUCGGAGACCCAAGUUUCACAAGAACCAGUCCUUUGAGUCCUGUCGAUCUGACACGGAUGUGUAUAACUUCAGCGAUAAUGACAGAGGGUACAACCUCAUGGACACCAGAGGUCAUCACGUCUCUCGGAAGUCACCCUGCCCAAAAUCUGACUGCAAUAACUGCCAGCAGUUUAUACCAACCUCAGAACCCAACUUCCUCUUGGGAGUCACCAAGGAUCUGAAAUGUAGGGCAGCAUCGCUGGAUAAACUACAGCAUCUGCCACAGUACCCCAGCGUCAGUCCUCCUCCGUGCGAGAUGCAGAGCACUUACUUCCCUAUGGACAUCGACAGCGAGUCAACAACGGACCAGGAAUCUCUCCACGCCAACCCAGGGAUCAAGGAUGUUUUCAUGUCCAGCGGAGAGCCUUUCACCGUGCACUCGUGUGUGCAAAAGCGGAAUAUCUUCAAAGAGGAUUUCCACAACCUUGUUGCCUUUUCACCCCAUGUGAUCACUAAGGAGUGCAGAGCGAAUCCCAAAGCUGGUGGCGAGUACCACCACAGGAGGGAGCUGAGCAAGCCUCCCACUUUCUUCAAUCACAGUUUCGAGCUGCCGUACAGCAACCCUUACUUUGAACCCGUCAGCUCACCCAUUCAAAACAAAUCACGGGUGAAGCAUGAGAGCCUGGAUGACUUGCAAGCGUCCACUUACUUUGGACCUACAACGGUCUCCGAGUGCGUGAGCAACAGGAGGACUUCGAGCAAGCAUGGAAAACAGCCAGCCUGGCCUGUCAAGAGCUUGAGUCUCAAUACCGAAGAAGGUCCUGACUUUGAGAGGUCCUUUUUAAAUGGCAAAGUGGUAAAGGACAAUCACCGUCAUAACAUCAGCACCAUGGAAAACGAUCAGCACUUUCAGUGUGCAAAGGACAAGUCCACUGCCUCUCCCUCAGGUUUCCCCAAGAAGUCCAAUGGAACCAAAACAAAAGAGAUGUCUUCUGUGGCUUGCGGACCCAGUGUUGAGAAAAGAGAGGUUGGGAAAAGGUACAAGGACAAGAGCAUCAACUGUCCAUCAUUUCAGUCGAGCAACGUGGACAAUGGCAUGAGUGUUGGAACCCAGACGGAACAAUCUGAAAGUAGGAAAGCGAAAGAUUACUCGGGUCACAACAAAUAUGGAGAGAGGCCACCCUUCAAACACUCAGAUGAAGACUCUGAGAUUGUCAGCGACGAUAUCAGUGACAUCUUUCGCUUUCUGGAUGACAUGAGCGUUUGUGGCUCUCUCGGAGUUGUGCAGUCAUCAUGCUACAACAGCAACGGCUCACUGUCUCAGGUGACGAAAUCAGACGGGGACAGCUCACCUGAUCGCAACACUGUCAAGCUGGGCAAAACCGGGAUCAAGCUCGACCGCCUCUUCCAGUCACUGGAGAACUCGGACGAUGAGCUCAAAGAGAGCGUCUGCAAGCUGGUACUCAGGAUUGGCGAGAUUGAGAAGAAGCUUGAGUCUCUUUCAGGGGUGCGAGGGGAGAUCUCUCAGGUCCUCUCGAAGCUUACUAGACUGGAUGAGAAAAUUCAAGAACCGGAGGCUAAUGGGAAAUCAAGUGAUAAUGGCCACAUGGAACAGAUUAAGACCGAUGCGAACCUCUCGCCUCACGUUUUCCAGUGUCACACCACUGGACACAACAUGAAGGUGGAAAAAAGUCCAGAAUGGUGCUGCUCGGAGGCUGAUGGAAGUGAAAGCCUGAGGGUUAAAGCUUUAAAGAAGAGCAUUUUCACACGCAGGUCAUCCAGGUCGCUAAACGAGGAGAACAGCGCCACUGAAUCCAAAGUGGCCAGCAUCACCAACUCACCUCGAGACUGGAGGACUGUUUCUUACUCUGGGCACACAGGGGAAGAAGGGAAAGAAAGAGACCGGCAUAUUGAAGGCAAGGACAGACAUAGGAAACCCAGAGAGACAGAUCGUCAGUAUGACGCCCACCAGGCCCACCGCUCCUCAAAGCCGCCCAAGGACUCCUACCUGGUGGAGCAGGUGUUCAGCCCACACCACUUCCCUCCCGCCGCCAAGUCUCACGUGAAGGGCAGCCCUCUCUACACGGAUCUGCGACUGACCGGCCUCGCCGAUGGCAAGCGCUCCCAACCCUCCUGGACCAUCGAAGAGUACAAGCGCAACUCAGGAGACAAGAACAAGCUCAGCGCUCUGGACCUGCAGGUCCAGGAGUCGCUCAACCCCAACAAUCUGGAGUACUGGAUGGAGGACAUCUACACGCCGGGCUACGAUUCGCUGCUCAAGCGCAAGGAGGCGGAGUUUCGCAGAGCUAAGGCGUGUAAAAUCGGUGCAUUGAUCGCUGCGGCCGCCUGCACUGUGAUACUGGUCAUCGUAGUGCCCAUUUGCACCAUGAAGUCUUGAGGUUUCUAUUUUUUUCUGUCAGAUGGUGUUCGUUUCACUCGGACAAACAUGGGACUUCAUUUGCGGAGGUCUGUAAUUAGGUCUGAUUUCAGCCACCGGCCUUAGACUUUCCUGGAAUGUCAAUCGAAAUGUAUCACAACAAAGAGUUAAGGAUUGCAAUUUGAUGUGUCUUUUUUUAUUUACCGUAGUCAAUAUUUAUAACUUGACUAAAUGAUUUGUUAUGUAGUAGAUGGCCUUACUUAAAGGCUUGGAGAUGCACCCUUGUUUUAUAGUCCAGAAUAUAAUGUACUGAUAUGUUUUAUGUCUGUUUUUUUUUCUGGUAUUCCAAUAGAAACUAAAGGGAAAGCUUUAUGUUUAAGCGCAUUAUAUUUUUUACUUUACUUUGAUUACGAGAAUUUUAACGAGAGUUAUUUUUCGAUGAAUACGCCGACAGAAUGUUUUAAAGACGAGUUGGAUUUAUCUUUGGAAAUCACUGGAAUGUUUGGGCCUGUGCAAUGCCUUUUUAUAAGGAAUAGGAUAUAUUCAGAUAGCGCAAAUAUGGUUCAUGUGUGCGUUCAAUAAGAACUUAAAGGAAUAGUUCGGACAAAAAUGAAAAGUCUGUCAUUGUGUAGUCAUCAAAAUUUGUGUGCUUUUCCAUGGAUUUUUUGUGCUUUUAAUGACCUUUUACAAAAAAAACAAAACAAAAAAAAAACGUAAAAUGUAGUCUAUAUAAUUUGUGCGCUGAGUGAAAUAUUUCAAAUUCGCAACUGGUAACAAAAAACCUGAGACUGCCGAUUUUAGGUGCAAUUUAGAUGGGGAAUAUAUAGUUCAAAUGCAUAUUUAUAUGCAAUUCAGAGGGGAAAAAGUUCAAAGCCGUUUAGAAUUUUUCAAAAAUUGUCCUUUUGUGUUCCACAGAAAGAAAAUUAUAUCAUACAGAUUUGACAGAAUUUUCACUUUUAGUUGAAUUAUUCCUUAAUGUUGAGGGGUUUUGAUUGUACAAUGCGAGGACAGUAAAAUGACACUAUUAAUAAUGUUUACUGAUUUUGUUUGAAUAGUGACACGUGAAUUUAUUUCCUUCUGAUUGUUUCUGUAUUAAUGCCAAUACAACACUUAAAACAAUUAUAUCAUAGUACAUAGCUGCUUUCUCUUUGAUUGUAAUUAUAUAUACUUUGCCUUGUUAUAUCAUAACUAAUCAUAAUACUGUAUACUUGAAUUGCCAAAUCACUUUCAACUAGCUCAGUUUUCUCUGAAAAUCGAAUGUUUUUCUUGCACUUAUUCACCAGACCGAUCUAAAAUUGGACCUGACAACGAAAACUGUGAACUUACCUUAAUGAUGUUCACUUUUGACGCUCUUUACACCCGUUGUAGGAGUGAUUCUUCUGAGAAGUCGAGCUGUAGGGCCAUUGAGUGAAAACCGCCUGUUAGUCAGAAACAAUAUUGCACUCAGACGCUGUUCUAAAACUAAUGAGCUGCAUUGCUUGUCUAACGCCUACAUAGUCAGCUAUCUUCUAAGGCAGCAUCCUAAGCCCUUAGUGACUGAUUUGGUGCGCUCUAAAUAGGCAGCAACUGUGUGCGUCAUACAGAUAGCAUUCCUCAUGUGAAGCACAUAGGAAACUCGAUUAACAAUUGAUUUCAGAGUUCGACACAAGCACGAUGCUCUUUGGAACAGCUUGUGAUGCCUUAAAUGCUGUCUAUGUAAUCAGCUCACAAGGUUUUGGAGCAAUGCCUGAGCGAAAAACAGAAGAAAAACAUUGUGCUAACAAACUGAUAUUUGCAGGUUUUUCUUUUAUCAUCAAUCUGUGAAUGUUAUAAUGGCUAGAGUGCUGCAGGAAUGACUUCAAACGAGAGCAUUUUAGCAUUUCCGGGUUUUCUUUUUUAAUGGAUUUUUGGUUAAAUGUCUGAAAUAAGGUCUGUGAUGAACAUGAGCUCAAAAUAUUUUAUUCUAUGACUUAAAAUGUAUCACUGAAACCUUCCAUUGACAAACUUUUACUUUUGCUAACGAGUGUCUAAAUGGAAAUUGAACGUCAUCAUUGCAAACAGGUAAACUGAUACACUCUCUAGUCUGCUUUCACAGCCUCGUUGCAUUUAUAAUCAUCUUCUUGCAAACUAUUCACUCAAAUGUUCCAACUUUUACAUAUUUAAGAUUGAAAGGGUUGUCAGAAGCUAAGUGGUGGGGACGCUGUCUUCAUACAAACAUGUUGUUUGUUUAUAGCCUACGAUUAGCUUUUUACUUUCUGGUGAUUGUAUUUAGACUUGAAAAUUAAUAAAAGCUGUGUUCAUUUGUUAAGAUCUUGAUGAACAAAAUGUGUAAGUUCUUUUGUUGGUUACAGAGACUGUUUUCUGCAAUAAUCCAAAAGCCAAUGGAAAAAUCUCAGUGGGUUUUUGUUGAGGGAACCGGGGUGAUGCAAACUUAUGGGUUGGCCUACAAAAAUCAUCCCUGCAGCACUUUAUGACCACAGCUUAUCACAUAACAGUGCAUUUAUUGUACCCUGACCAAAACCAAUGGUCUGUCUUUAUAGUCUGGUUCCAUGACACUUAAAGGUAAAGUGUGUAAAUUUUUAUGUUAAUUAAAUAUUAAUUAAAUAGUUCACCCAAAAAUGAAAAUUUGCUGAAUUCACUCUCAGGCCAUCCAAGAUGUAGAUGAGUUUAUUUCUUCUUUAGAACAGAUUUGGAGAAGUUUAGCAUUACAUCACUUGCUCAGCAUCCUCUGCAGUGAAUGGGUGCCGUCAAUAUGAGAGUCCAAAAAAACAUCACAAUAAUCCACACCACUGCAGUCCAUCAAUUAACAUCUUGUGUUUUUGGUCUGAGGAUGAAUGCAUUUUCAUUUUUGUGUCAACUUUUCCUUGAACUAGAAGUAAACAAUCUGUAGAUUGAUUGCCCUGAAAAGUACACAAGUGGGAGUGUUUAAGAAACCUGUUUGGUACCACUAGUGCCAUAGAAAUAACACACUUCACCUUUAAGAGAAAUUUAAUUUGCACACAAGAAUGACAUUAAUAGAAUGAUCCUUCCACAUGUGACUUUCCACAACUACUACUUUUGAUCUAACAUUUGUUCCUGAGAGAUCUGCAACAGCAUUAUUUUCCGACAAUGAAUAGAUUUUGAAGUAUAUACAUUUAUAUACUAUUACCGCUGUAGUUUUGCAAUGUUAUAUUCAGAAACUUACAGGAGUAAUUCACCAAAUAAUAAAGCUUCUGGCAUUUAUUUGCUCACCUUAUGCCAAUCCAAAUCAUAUGCUGAUAUUUUCUCAACACAACAGAAAAAUUAUGAAAUGAUGUGAUAUUAUUGUGUGAGAAUAACAGCAUUUGGGUUUGUAAUGGCAUGAGGUUUGAGUAAAUAAUGACUUAAACCGAUGCUUUUUGGUGAACUAUUCCGUUAAUUGACCUGAUCAGUAAUUAGGGCAUUUGAAUGUGACCUUUUCUUUGAUUGGCCGGACGUCCGGUGACCUCGCCUUCGACACAGGAACUGUGUGUAGUAGCACGCUGUAGAACCCUGUAAAUAAAUUCAGGUUCAACGCGCAUUGUGUGAAUCAAGUGUAACUGGAGUCAUAUUCUAAUAAAUCUCUUACUGUUCAGAC